Cryptococcus wingfieldii CBS 7118 is the source of this 357-nucleotide messenger RNA. RefSeq lists its product as hypothetical. The record is from RefSeq and is a predicted model, not a curated record. Gene Ontology annotation, biological process: mitochondrial respiratory chain complex IV assembly. The transcript has 5 exons. The coding region runs from base 1 to 357 and encodes 118 amino acids. Gene Ontology annotation, cellular component: mitochondrial inner membrane; mitochondrion. NCBI's taxonomy places the organism in Eukaryota, Fungi, Basidiomycota, Tremellomycetes, Tremellales, Cryptococcaceae.
AUGGGCGGCGCAAAUCUGGAAAUCUUCAAAUUCGGAUUCUAUCUCUUUACGCCUAUCUAUGUCAUGGUCAAAUUUGCCGAUCCUGAUUGGUAUGCCGCCUAUGUUGCGCCUCUGAAAGAACAAUUCUGGCCACCGUAUGAGGAAACACACCAACCUCCCAAAACCCACGACGCUGUCCGUUCAGAAUUAGACCGUAUGAAGGCCGAAAGGCUAGCCGGCGCCAAGAGACGCCAGGUCGACCAGGCCGCCCUUGGAGAGGAUGGCGUUGUUCCAGAGGGACAGGCCGGGGUGGAGGGCGGACGUGGGCAGGGUACGGGAACCAGAUGGAAGGUCUCUGGUGGGGGUAGAUUGGUCUAG